UGCAGGCAUGGCCGCGUGCUGCUGAGCGCGGGGUGCGCGAGGGGCCAGCUGCCACCAUGCCCCGGGGCGUGGGCGCCGCCCAGCUCUGCCUGCUGGCCCUCGCCCUGACGGGAUGCACCAGAAGAGGAAGUGGGGAAGGCAGCCCCCAGCUGCAGCAUGAACUAAUAGUACCUCAGUGGAAGACUGCAGAAAGCCCCUUGAGGGAGAAGCAUCCACUCAAAGCUGAGCUCAGGGUGAUGGCUGAGGGGCGAGAACUGAUCCUGGACCUGGAGAAGAAUGAGCACCUUUUUGCUCCAGCCUACACAGAAACCCAUUAUACUCCAAGUGGCAACCCUCAAACCACUACCCUGAAAUCCAAGGAUCACUGCUUUUACCAUGGGACAGUGAGGAAGGCAGCACAGUCCAGUGUCAUGCUCAGCACCUGCCGGGGAAUGAGAGGACUGAUUAUGGUGAGCAGUAACCUCAGCUACAUCAUCGAGCCUCUCCCUGGCAGCGAGGGCCACCACCUUAUUUACAGAUCCGAGCAUCUCAAGCUGCCCCCUGGGAACUGUGGGUUCGAGCACUCCAAGCCCACCGCCAGGGACUGGGUCCUUCAGUUUACGAACCAGACCAAGAAGCAACCUCGCAGGGUAAAAAGGGAAGAUUUACACUCCAUGAAGUAUGUGGAGCUUUAUCUGGUGGCUGAUUAUGCAGAGUUUCAGAAGAAUCGACUAGACCAGGACGCCACCAAACACAAACUCAUGGAGAUCGCCAAUUACGUUGAUAAGUUUUACCGAUCCUUGAAUAUCCGGAUUGCCCUCGUGGGCUUGGAAGUGUGGACUCACGGGAACAUGUGUGAAGUCUCGGAGAACCCGUACUCUACCCUCUGGUCGUUUCUUAGCUGGAGACGCAAGCUGCUCACCCGGAAGAACCACGACAAUGCGCAGUUAAUCACGGGCAUGUCCUUUCAUGGCACCACGAUUGGCCUGGCUCCCCUCAUGGCCAUGUGCUCUGUGUACCAGUCUGGAGGAGUCAACAUGGACCACUCAGAGAAUGCCAUCGGCGUGGCUGCCACCAUGGCCCACGAGAUGGGCCACAACUUCGGCAUGAGCCACGAUUCUGCGGACUGCUGCUCCGCCAGCGCGGCCGACGGAGGCUGCAUCAUGGCAGCCGCCACCGGGCACCCCUUUCCCAGAGUGUUCAAUAGAUGCAACAGGAGGGAGCUGGACAGGUAUCUGCAGUCAGGUGGAGGGAUGUGUCUCUCCAACAUGCCGGACACCAGGACGCUGUAUGGAGGCCGGAGAUGUGGAAAUGGGUACCUGGAAGAUGGGGAAGAGUGUGACUGUGGGGAGGAGGAGGAAUGUGAUAACCCCUGCUGCAAUGCCUCUAAUUGCACCCUGAGAGAGGGGGCGGAGUGUGCCCAUGGCUCCUGCUGUCACCAGUGUAAGCUGCUGGCCCCUGGCACGUUGUGCCGUGAGCAGGCGCGGCAGUGCGACCUCCCGGAGUUCUGCACGGGCAAGUCCCCCCAUUGCCCCACCAACUUCUACCAGAUGGAUGGCACCCCCUGCGAGGGCAGCCAGGCCUACUGCUACAACGGCAUGUGCCUCACCUACCAGGAGCAGUGCCAGCAGCUGUGGGGUCCUGGAGCCCGGCCUGCUCCUGAUCUCUGCUUCGAGAAGGUGAAUGUGGCAGGUGACACCUUUGGAAACUGUGGGAAGGACAUGAAUGGGAGACACAAGAAGUGCAGCAUGAGAGAUGCCAAGUGUGGGAAGAUCCAGUGUCAGAGUUCUGAGGCCCGGCCCCUAGAGUCCAAUGCCGUGCCCAUCGACACCACCAUCAUCAUGAAUGGGAGGCAGAUCCGAUGUCGGGGCACCCACGUCUACCGAGAUCCCGAGGAGGAGGGUGACAUGCUGGACCCAGGCCUGGUGAUGACUGGGACCAAAUGCGGCCAUAACCACAUUUGCUUCGAGGGGCAGUGCAGGAACACGUCGUUCUUCGAAACGGAAGGCUGUGGGAAGAAGUGCAAUGGCCAAGGGGUCUGCAACAACAACCAGAACUGCCACUGCUUCCGGGGCUGGGCCCCGCCCUUCUGCAACACGCCGGGCCAAGGGGGCAGCAUCGACAGCGGGCCCAUGCCCCCUGAGAGUGCUGGUCCUGUGGUAGCUGGCGUGUUUUCGGCUGUCUUUGUGCUGGUGGUCCUUACGCUGCUGUACCACUGCUGUAAACAGAACAACAAACUGGGCUACCUCAAGCCCUUAGCCCUGCCUUCCAAGUUGAGGCAACAGUUCAGCUGUCCCUUCAGGGUGUCUCAGAACAGUGGAACUGGCCAUGCCAACCCAACAUUCAAGUUGCAGACGCCCCAGGGCAAGCGAAAGGUGACCAACACCCCUGAAACCCUCCGGAAGCCCUCUCAGCCUCCUCCCCGGCCCCCUCCGGACUAUCUGCAUGGUGGGUCCCCACCUGCACCACUGCACCUCAGCAGGGCUGCUAGGAACUCCCCAGGGGCUGGACCCCCAGUAGAGAGGAAGGAAUCAUCCAGGAGGCCUCCCCCAAGCCGGCCAGUGCCUCCUGCACCAAAGUGCGUCCUCUCCCAGGAUUUCUCUAGGCCUCGGCCACCCCAGAAGGCGCUCCCGGCUAACCCAGUGCCAGGCCGCAAGAACUUCCCCAGGCCAGGUGGUGCCUCCGUCCUGUGGCCCCCUGCCUCCAGCCCUCAGCCGACCCGGCCCCUGGUAGCACCUGUCCCAAAGAGUUGAUGGUCUGGACGAGCAGGCACGUGGACAGACUUCUGCGGAAACCGUUCUUCUCAGCUGACAGCCUGUCUCCCCUGCCCACCUGUCACAAGCAAGAGGACAGCUCCC
Messenger RNA from Hippopotamus amphibius kiboko, 2837 nucleotides. It is a transcript of the gene ADAM19, whose product is annotated as ADAM metallopeptidase domain 19. Gene Ontology annotation, biological process: membrane protein ectodomain proteolysis. Bases 57 to 2732 code for a protein of 891 amino acids. Lineage: Eukaryota; Metazoa; Chordata; Mammalia; Artiodactyla; Hippopotamidae. The record is from RefSeq and is a predicted model, not a curated record. The transcript has 23 exons. Gene Ontology annotation, molecular function: metalloendopeptidase activity.